CCUCCUCUCUUCCUCUCUUCCAUUUCUCAAUCAUCUCUCUGCUCAAGAGUUUCAUUGCACGCCAUGGUUUCAAUCUGCAGUCUCCCUUCUUUCUUCCUUUCCAUAUCCUUCAUUUUUCUAUCGCCAUUCUCAAACUUUGUUGAUGCUCAAGCUCAAGAUUAUGAUCAUCCAACCGCCAUCCUUUCAACACUGUGGACGAAUAACGCAACAGCUCCUCCCUUCACCCAAUAUCGAGAUGGAUCAAUUGUACAGGCAAUUCUACUCUCACGCAAAGAAGCUUUUGCCUUUGCCUACGCCUGUGGCUUCUACUGUAAUGGUAACUGCAACUCUUACCUCCUUGCUGUUUUCAUUGUGCGACUUAACGGUAGUGGCUUAAUUGCUGAUUACAUCAUUCCACAAGUAGUGUGGUCUGCCAAUCGAAACAAGCCUGUAAAGAUUGGCGCGACGUUGGAGCUCACGUCUGAAGGCGACUUAGUGUUGAAAGAUGUUGAUGGUACGGUUGCUUGGUCUAUAAAAACCUCUGCAAAGUCUGUUGUAGGCUUGAACAUGACAGAUUUGGGGAACCUUGUGUUGUUUGAUAAGGACAAUGCGACUGUUUGGCAAUCUUUUGAUGAGCCAACUGACUCACUUGUCCUCGGACAGAAGUUGAGGCAUGGGCAAAGAUUGACGGCGAGUGUUUCCGAGACAAAUUGGACCGUUGAUGGUAUGAUUACGCUUUCCAUGAAUGGCAAUGUUUUUUUUGCUCAAGUGGAGACUAAUCCUCCUCAGAUUUAUUUCCAGCGCAAAUCAAGUUGGAAUAGUAUGGGGGUUUUUUUUGAAAACGGAAGCCUGACUUGGUUCUCAAAUUCUACCUAUUAUGGGACCUCGAUAUCAUUCCCUGAAGCAUCUUCUGCACAAUACAUGAAGCUGGGCUCGGAUGGGCAUUUGAGAGUGUAUGAUUAUAUUUGGUAUAAUGCGUGGAAUGAAGUGGCUGAUGUUUUCGCAAGUUAUGUCGAGGACUGUGCUUAUCCCACUGUGUGUGGGCGAUAUGGAAUCUGCUCCAAUAGGCAAUGUAGUUGUCCGGCUACGAGUGGGGGGACGAGUUAUUUCCAGCAAGUAGAUGUUAGGCAGCCUAAUUUUGGGUGUUCUAAGAAUGUUCCAUUGUCUUGUGGGGCUUCACAACAGCCAAGUUUUCUGGAGCUAAAAAAUAUCACGUAUUUCAGUUUCACACCAUAUCUCAAGGACAUAGAUUCUCUAAAUUGUAAAGAGGCUUGUGCAAAAAAUUGUUCCUGCAAAGCAGCUAUAUUCCGGUAUCAUUCUAAUCGCACUAACGGCACUUGUUACUUACCAACUCAAGUGUUUUCACUUAUGAAUAUUAGCGAGAAAACGUUUUCCUACAAUUCUACUGCUUACCUUAAAGUACAAAAUGCGGCCAAUGAAACUCCUUAUACUCCGGUUGACAAUCGUACUCCAGUUGACAAUCGUAUGAGCAACCGCCUCCCUGUAAUACUUGUUGGGUCCAUCCUCGUAGCUCUCAUUGCUGUGAUUUUUUUCAUCGUAGCCAUAAUUUUGUUUGUUCAAAAGAGAGACGAUAAUCAAGCGGAGGAGGAUUACCUUGAUCAAGUACCUGGAAUGCCCACUAGAUUCAUGUAUGACAAUCUGAAAACCAUCACAGAACAAUUUGGUAAAAAGCUUGGUGAAGGUGGUUUUGGUUCUAUUUUCGAAGGUACUCUAAGUGAUGGCACAAAAGUUGCAGUAAAACGCCUUGAUGGUUUUGGGCAGGUUAAGAAAUCCUUUAUGGCUGAAGUUGAGACUAUUGGUAGCAUCCAUCACGUGAACUUGGUAAGACUCGUGGGAUUCUGCGCUGAGAAAUCCCACAGGCUCCUUAUCUAUGAGUACAUGUUGAACAAGUCUCUAGAUAGAUGGAUCUUUCACAAAUCUAGCGAAUGUGUUCUCAACUGGCAACAAAGGAAGAAGAUCAUUCUCGAUAUAGCAAAAGGACUUAAUUAUCUUCAUGAAGAUUGUAGACAGAAGAUAGUUCACUUAGACAUUAAACCCCAAAAUAUCCUCUUGGAUGGAAAUUUCAAUGCUAAGGUUGCUGAUUUUGGAUUAUCCAAGUUGAUAGACAGGGACCAAAGCCAAGUCAUCACAACUAUGAGAGGAACUCCUGGUUAUUUGGCCCCCGAGUGGCUGAGUGCAGCAAUCACUGAAAAGGUUGAUGUGUACAGUUUUGGCGUGGUAAUCUUGGAGAUAGUGUGUGGGAGAAAAAUCUUGGAUCGCUCUCGAGAUGAAGAAGACAUGAAUUUACUGAGCCUUUUCAAGAGAAAGGCAGAAGAGGAACGAUUAUUGGAUAUUGUGGAUAAGUCUAGUGACAUGCAAUUGAAUGGACCGCAUGCCUUGAAUAUGAUGAGGAUUGCCGCAUGGUGCUUGCAAGGAGACUAUAAAAAGAGGCCUUCCAUGUCCAUGGUCAUCAAGGCAUUAGAGGGCAUCGUGGAAGUUCAAGAAAACUUGGAUUACAACUUCCAUGCUCAGCCUUCCACUAGUGGGGUAGUGACAGUCGGUAUGAUGGAUGUUGAAUUCAGUGCUACCACUGAAUUACUACCCUCAGUCCUAAGCGGUCCACGAUGA
Messenger RNA from Eucalyptus grandis, 2607 nucleotides. Its product is annotated as G-type lectin S-receptor-like serine/threonine-protein kinase SD2-5. The transcript has a single exon. NCBI's taxonomy places the organism in Eukaryota, Viridiplantae, Streptophyta, Magnoliopsida, Myrtales, Myrtaceae. Gene Ontology annotation, biological process: protein phosphorylation. Bases 64 to 2607 code for a protein of 847 amino acids. The record is from RefSeq and is a predicted model, not a curated record. Gene Ontology annotation, molecular function: protein serine/threonine kinase activity; ATP binding.